This is a messenger RNA of Trichomycterus rosablanca, 1446 nucleotides long. Its product is annotated as ectonucleotide pyrophosphatase/phosphodiesterase family member 7-like. Lineage: Eukaryota; Metazoa; Chordata; Actinopteri; Siluriformes; Trichomycteridae. Bases 1 to 1446 code for a protein of 481 amino acids. The record is from RefSeq and is a predicted model, not a curated record. The transcript is spliced from 6 exons.
AUGUGGAUGAUAUUGAGUCUAUGGCUGCUUGCCAUUUCUCCAGCUCUAUCUGCCCCAGUUGGCGAGCCCUGUACUAACAAGAGGAACAAGUUACUGCUGAUCUCGUUUGACGGCUUCAGAUGGGAUUAUGACCGGGAUGUGGACACCCCAAAUCUAGACAAGAUGGCAAAGGAUGGAGUGAAAGCCACUUAUGUCACCCCACCUUAUUUAACCAUCACAAGCCCCUCUCACUUUACUUUGCUUACAGGACGUUACAUAGAGAAUCAUGGAGUAAUUCACAAUAUAUGGUUCAACACCACCACUCAAGAGAAGAAGCAAUACUACCAUGCACAAUUUGUUGAUGACUAUUGGGACAAUGGCAGUCUACCUAUAUGGAUAACAGCUCAAAGACAGGGUCUGAAGACGGGCUCCUUACAUUUUCCGGGCACUGCUGCCACCUAUCAGAAGGAACAGGUAGAAGUUAGUGAGGUGGAACCUCAGUACUAUGACUACACCAAUGAGACAGACUGGAGAGUGAAUGUGGAUAAGGUAAUGGGUGACUGGUUUAAAUCCCAGGAUCUGGACUUUGUCUCGCUAUAUUUUGGUGAACCAGAUCAUACAGGUCAUAAGUAUGGGCCUGAUACGCCAGAACGACGUGAUGCGGUCAGAAAGGUCGACCGCACUGUUGGCUACAUUUUUGAUGCUGCUAAGAAGAAUGGCCUUAUCGACCAGCUGAACAUCAUUAUUACUUCUGAUCAUGGCAUGACGACUGUGAUGAAAGGGGAUGGAGUCAAUAGAAUCAUUCUGUCUAAAAUCCCAGGCUUCUCCUUUAAGGACAUUAAAUUCCAGCUACUGGACUAUGGUCCUACCGGGAUGCUACUGCCUAAAGAGGGUAUGCUGGAGAAGGUCUAUAACACCCUUAAAGGUGCCCAUCCUAACCUGCAUGUGUAUAAAAAAGAAGACAUGCCUGGACGACUUCAUUAUUCAAAUAAUCCACGCAUUUUACCCAUCGCUCUCUAUGCUGACCCAGGAUAUGUCAUCAAUGGGCUUCUUCCAGUGCAGUCUGCUAAAGGAGAGCAUGGAUUUGAUAAUCAAGUCUUAGACAUGAAGGCGUUUUUCAGGGCAGUGGGACCAGACUUUCACAAGAACCUGCUAGUUGGACCAUUUGAGACGGUCAAUGUGUACCCAUUAAUGUGUCACCUACUGGGAAUCAAGCCUGAAAUCAAUGAUGGCUCUCUGGACAACACCAGACACCUUCUAGUCUCCAGUGGGCAAACAUGUGUUCCAAGAGAAUCAGAUGAGAUGAAUAUUCUCAUUGGUCUGGCUGCAGUGGCUGCGUUUCUGGUGGUUGUCUUUAUUGCUGUUACAUUUUACAACAUCCACAAGCGACGAAAAGCAAACAACAAAAGACAUGAUGCUAAAACAAAGAGCAAAGACAAGACAGACUCCAAGCAGACAACGCUGUGA